Molecule: messenger RNA, 1499 nt
Organism: Tachysurus vachellii
Lineage: Eukaryota; Metazoa; Chordata; Actinopteri; Siluriformes; Bagridae
Exons: 11
Coding region: 40-1371 (443 amino acids)
Molecular function (GO): DNA binding
Source: RefSeq, a predicted model, not a curated record
AGACUUGUUGAUGCCAAAAGACACCAUGCCUUCAUUGAAAUGGCUCCUGAGAAUAUUGCUGCAAUGCUGGAUGAUCUUGAGAAGCAGCCGGAGAACCGACCAACACUGAGAAUAUUUUUUGGAUUUCUGGGUGGAUACAUCGUCGCUACAACUGGCCACCGAAAGGGUGUCGUUAUCAACAUGACUACCGAAGAGGUCGAGACAGCAGAAAAAACGAAGAAUGGUGGCCGCAUUAUUCGUGUAGAACAGCACAAGACACAGGGGUACUUUGGGCAAGCAGCAAUACCUCUGAAAGCAACCGAGUAUGCCUGGUUCGAGCGUUACAACAAACUUCGACAAUAUGUUGAUGGAGGCUCAGAGGCAUCUACGUUUUUCCACAACUCGAGAGGAGGUGUCCUUUUGAAGCUGGAUAAUUACUUUCAGCAGGCAUGGGAAGGUCUACGUUUGGGAAAUGCACCCACUUUCAAUAUGCUGCGUUCUUCUGUUGCUACUUAUGCCAAGCGGCAACUGGGACAUAAAACGUACAGGAAAGUGGCAACCUUUAUGUGUCAUGACGAACAUACAGCCAAAAGAUUUUAUGAAGCUGAGGACCCAGCAGAGGAAGUACAGAGGAGCAGAUACCUGUCUACAUUGGCAAUUUCAACAUAUGCAGCAAAAGAAAAGAAAAGGGAAAGGAGAAAGAAGGGUCAUGACGAAGCGGAGACCGUGUCCUCUUCGGAGGAAGAAGAUGGGCUGGAGCCUGUGAGAAGAAAGCUUUUCCAGCAGCAUAAGAAUCCGGCAGAUUCUGAAGAGAAGAUGGAGCGUAGAAAUGACCAUCUGCGCAAGAAAAAUAAAUCUGUGCAGUCAAAGCAAGAAACACCAGUAAAGAGCUCUAAGCCACUGGUGAGCUCCACUGAAGACGAAGGGUCUGAUGAAUGGAAACCUACUCGGGACUCUUCAGAGGAUUCAGAAGUGUCUGACGAGCCAGUCAGAAAAGAGGGGUCACACAAGAACGAGAGUGUUAUUAGCCCCAUUCUUCAAAGACGGAAACAAAUUGAGAGCUCAUCUGAAAGUGACCAUUUAGAAGAGAAAGAGAAGAAACCCAGACGAAGGAUAACAAAUGUGGCCAAAAAAAGAAGAGCGAAAAGGUUGGUGAGCUCAAUGGAAGAUGUGUCCGGUGUUGGGAAAUCCACACCGGAGUAUCCAGAGAGUGAUUCAGGAGGGGAGGAGGAGCAAGCGAGAGAAAUGGUUAGGAAGGAGGCAGAGAACAGCCCUGUUCAGCAAAAGGAGGGUAAAACAAAUUUGAUUAGCCCAUCUACAGUUCUACACCAGCACGCAAGCGUUGUUUCACUGAAUCGUGUCACACUCAAGACACCCAAGUGUCUCCUUUAGUUUUGGGUUCCUGCCACCACUCAGCAAGGAACGACUCUUCAUAAUCUCCAACUCCAUCAAACUCUUCAUCGGGAGAAGAAAGAGAAGGGGAUUCCUCUGGACUCACAGCAUCCUACACACACACACAC